Messenger RNA from Oncorhynchus mykiss (rainbow trout), 1515 nucleotides. It is a transcript of the gene spata17, whose product is annotated as spermatogenesis associated 17. Gene Ontology annotation, molecular function: protein binding. The record is from RefSeq and is a predicted model, not a curated record. Lineage: Eukaryota; Metazoa; Chordata; Actinopteri; Salmoniformes; Salmonidae.
CAACAGCGUCCUCUAGUAAUACACAGGUCCACGAAUGUUUUUUUUCCUGUGCUUAUUCAGCCAAACAACGGCCAGACUACCUUACAAGUUGGCUUCUAUCGAGAAGAGAAGAACAUUUGACAAUCGCCCGGUGCCCAUAACUUUCCCACCCCCAUAGUAGAGACGCGCAAAACGAAAAAGGAAACACUGUUGUCUCUCUCGUUGUCAAGGGAACAUGUAAACUCUUGCGUCUCGGUCCGGAGAGAGCAUGGCUAGUUUGGUCAGGUUGCAGAAUGAGAUCGAACGAAUUAAAGAAGAAUAUUUCACCAGAAACAGGAUAGCCGAGGAGAACAGACAGAGAGAGAACGAAGCAGCCAUCCUAAUACAGAGUUGGUUCAGGGGAUGCCAGGUGCGGGCCUACCUCAGUCACCUACACAGGAAGGCCACCAUUAUUCAGAAGAUAUGGCGAGGAUUCACAGCAAGGGCACAUUUCAGACAAAUGGUGAAGGCCGCAUAUUUUAUCAUGAAGAUGAAUUUCUACCACGAGAUGUCCGUCAGGAUACAGCAGAGGUGGAGAGGUUACUGCGUGAGGAAAUACAGCCAUAACUACUACGCACGCAAGAGAUACAUGGAGGGACUGGCCCGCAAAAACAAACAGAUUAGGAGGGAUCUGGAGGAGUUUUCAGAGUUCCAGAGGAGAGAGAGGGAGCGUAUGGCCAUGGAGAGAGAGGAGCAGGAGAAGAAUGUCCAGGCUCAGAGGAUGCACUUCCUACUCAGCACAAAGCAGUGCCCUGGAGUAUUCAACUCUCCAUUCAGACCUGGGCCAGAUGAGAUGGAGCUGAGGCUCCGGAGGACCAAGCCCCUGCCACCCAGAAACAUUCCCAGGGACAGAGCCUCUCUCCUGGGUAACACCAGCCCCUCAUCCCCCUCCUUUCUGGGAGUCCCUAGAGCCUUUGGAGCCAAGCCCCUGCCUCCCAUUCCCAGCAAGAAACCACAGGGUCCGUUCCGUGGGCCAGCGGAGGUGUGGGCUCAGAGACAGCGUGGUCUCGAGCCGUCUCUGAGAGUCCAGACCUCCAUCUCUGACCUGGAGCAGGCCCAGGACCAGCUACGCUCUGGAGAAUGGAGGAACCACACCAUGGAGACCAUGUUCCAGCCGUUCUCUAAGGCCCAUCAGAACAGGAGUUAUGAGAGGAUGCUCCACACCUCCUCUUCCUUCCAGCCUGUCCCCUACGGGACCAAACACUUCAGAGAGGAACACCAGGAGAACCUGCAGGGGAAACAGCCAUUCAAGACAGUCUUCACCACUUGUCAUGUGUUUGAUAAAUUUGGACGCCUCUACUCCAACGCUGGGAAGAUUGUAUGAAACUAUCGUUCAGUAAGAAAAUUCAACUCAACAUUAUCACACUGAGAAGUGUGGACUUGUAUUGGUAACUGUAUUCCCUUGUAUCCUUGUAUUUUCGUUUGUGUGUCUUACUGUAUAUGGACGGAAAUUCACAAAGUUAAUUAAAUUCACGGUCACAAGAAAUGUGCCAUAAU